Molecule: messenger RNA, 2454 nt
Organism: Pseudogymnoascus destructans
Lineage: Eukaryota; Fungi; Ascomycota; Leotiomycetes; Thelebolales; Thelebolaceae
Exons: 6
Coding region: 364-2454 (696 amino acids)
Biological process (GO): replication-born double-strand break repair via sister chromatid exchange; synaptonemal complex assembly; mitotic sister chromatid cohesion
Cellular component (GO): cohesin complex; synaptonemal complex
Molecular function (GO): chromatin binding; protein binding
Source: RefSeq, a predicted model, not a curated record
CUUCAACCUCAUAUUUCUCAUUCCAUUCCCCAUUAUUUACUGUACUCUCAUUAUAAUUCUCGAAGACGUUCAUUACAAUCUCCUCGAACCCCUUUCAACCCUUUCUGUUUGAUUUUAGAGAACAAAACCUCGAUUUCAUCCCAUCACUACCUAGGCCACGGUGGAUUGGUUGUCGUGCCACCGAAUAACCCAAAACACAAUUCGAAUUUAUAUACUGUAGUAUAUGCGGUAGAUGGUUUGAACUAUCUGGAUUCUUGUCAUUUCAUAUUCCACGAGGUCAACUCGAAGAUCAUUCAGGAGAUCUGCGAAAAAGCACCGAAACCUGGCGCAUCAAGACUCGAAUCUCACUGUCCAGUAUCCAAAAUGUUCUACAGUCACGAGAUCUUGACGAGUCGGAAAUAUGGAGUGGCCACCGUGUGGUUGGUUGGAACUCUUGGCCCAACGUCGACGGCGUUGAAAGUCAAACGAAAGCAGAUCCUCGGCGUUGAUGUCAGGAAGGCAUGCGAGACUAUCAUACAACCCGAGGCCCCAAUGGCACUAAGGCUUCAGAGCAGCUUGCUAUACGGAGUUUCUCGAGUCUAUAAUCAACAGUGUGGCUACGUCCUCCAUGAUGCACAGACUGCCCAGAAUAACAUGAGGGCUCUCCUGAAGGUCAUGAAGAACAAUGCCAUCGAUCUCAAUGCCGGCGCAGCACGCCCUGACCAGCUCAUGCUCAUGGACGAUCCGGCAUUCGAACCAGGCCUGGCUCUGCCAUCCCUCUCGCCAUUGGAUUUCAGCACGCUCGACCAAGGAUUCAAGGACUCGCAGUAUUCAAUGCUUUCAUCAUUGAAGUCAUCUAAUGCGUCUGUAAUCUCUAAUUCUUCUCAAGCUUCUAUCUUUGGCUUGCAAAUUCCACCUUCGAAUAGUGAUAUCACGGGACAAUUCCAACUUCCUGGGCGCUUUCAAUUGGGAUCUUCUGCUCAGAAAACACCAAGUGGCGUGAAUCCAUUCGAUGGCGACGAACCAGGCCUGUUGGAUGACCUCGAUUUCGAGUUCGAUGCUGAUGGUGCCAUGGUUGAAGUGAAUGCAGCAGAGCUCGAACGCCGAAGGGCGGGUGUUUACCUAGCUGGGACUGGGCGUCUUCAAAGCGGCUCUGCUGCCAGCGAGAGAGUUAGGCGUGAUCAUGAGGAGGCGCUCAUUGGCCGCCCAGGCAGACUUGAUGAUGAUGGAGAUUUCAUAAUGCAGAUGGACGACGACAUGAAUAUUCUUCCCGAUGCGGAGGCAUUCCCAAAACACCAGGGAGCUAAGCAACGUGGAGAUAACGAAUCUAGCCUCGAAGAAUCUUCAGUCUCGGCGGAAGUACCAAUGAAGAGGAAGCGGCAACGAAAGGCUCUUAAAGUCAUCUCAGACGUGGAUAUCCGUCUUGGUAUUCGCAACUCUGAGCUCAGCGAGUGGCAGACGAACUAUGUUCAGAACAUGGCCAAGGAUAAACAUGUGAAACUUAUGAGAACCAUCAAUAAGUUUGCAGUGGCUAAUGCGAGCAUUUUCAUCUGGGGAAAUGGGAUUGGAGGUAUCGGCAGAACAAUCCGGUCCUCUGGCAAUGUUCCACACCCCCUCGAUAUCUUCAGCGGAGACAAGCUGAAGGAACUUCUCACUGGAGUAGCGAGUUCCCCAGACCGCCGCAAGAAAAGAGCCCGUUCGGCUUUCGAUGGGAAUGACGGAGAAGAAGCCCGCAACGUUCGUUCCCGACCUGACUUGGAGCCUCAGCUCCCACGUGCUGUCGAGGAGGAUGCUUUCAUGCCAAACUUUGACGACGAGAUGAUGCCAUACCCUGAUGAUUCAAGUGGCGUAGAGCAAGGAAGAGAGGCAUUUACGCCGCUUCGAGACCAUCACUCGUCAGCCAUGCCAUGGAAUGUAUCGGCAUCUGUCAACUCGUUCCGCCAGAGGUCGUCUUCCGUGGUGCCUGGACAAGGGCGCCAUUCAUCAGUUAUCCCAAGCAGACCAGGAUCCAGGCACCCAUCUGCUAGCCCCUUACUUGGCCGUGGCAGGCUUCUCAGUGACAAUGACAUGGAGCUUCCUGCUGGAGUUGCGGGAAGCACGUCUGGUCUUGAAAAUGAAGAGUUUGAGGCCCUCGGACCAUCUGCCGCCGUUGAUACCCAGACCGCUCAGAACAGCCAGUGGGUGGCGGAUGCAUUGGAGACUGAGUCGCUCAAUUUCCUGGAGUUUGUGAGGUGCUCAUAUCGGGAGGCGGAGGCGGAUCUGGAAGACCAGGACUCCCAGAAAAUUGACGAUGGACCUAAAGAGAAAUGGGUCGGCUUUGAAACUUUAUUCCCCCCACAGGAAAGUCACCGCAUUGUGGCUGCUCAGGCCUUUCAUCAUGUCCUCAGCUUGGCAACUAAGAACUUGUUGGAAGUCACCCAAGAAGAAGGCGGGAUGGAUAGGGAUUUUGCUAUACUUGCUAUACUUGCUAUAUAA